This is a messenger RNA of Mesorhabditis belari, 1605 nucleotides long. The record is from the annotation of a GenBank genome assembly. Lineage: Eukaryota; Metazoa; Nematoda; Chromadorea; Rhabditida; Rhabditidae.
AUGUUCGAAGAGGCGUGGGCAGCGCUCGGCCUCGUUCUCAUCGCAACCCUCUUCCUUUUCGGCUUCCGGAAACUACUUGAACGACGUUCAAAGAAAACAUUCAACAAUGAAUCGGCCGUGGUCAAAAGCGGUCACCUAUGGGAUCAAGUAGACGAAUUUGAUGGGAGCCACUUCUGCUCGUGCUGUGAAAGACGACUUCUCAGGGGAUUCCGCUGCGAAAACUGCAACAUGAUGGUUGAUGAGGUGAACUGCGCCCGAAAAAUUUCCACGGUCAAGCCAUGCAAGGUCAACGCACCAACAACAUCAGAUGAUCAAGUGAAGCACCAUUGGGUACACGGCAACCUCUUCAGCGACGAUUUUUGUACGAUUUGUGGGGAGCUUUGCGGUGGAGAUGUUGGACUUAGCGACUACAGGUGCUCCUGGUGUGGUCGAGCCGUUCAUUCCGAUUGUCGUCAAUCUAUAGAUGAAGUCUGCGAUUUUGGAAGCGCAAAACGAUCUAUCCUUUAUCCAAAUACGGUCACUCUAAGAAAAGCCGGGAAUCGUGGGCAGAAACAGAUGGUCAUCGAUGGCAUCGCCAAGCCAGAGUACCCACCCGAUUGGCGUCCCGUCUUUGUGCUCGUAAACCCAAAAAGUGGCAGUGGAGCUGGUACAAAAGUCGCCUCUUCAUUUCGUCUUGUUUUGCAUCCCAUACAAGUAAUUGAUGUAACAAAGUCACACAUGAAAACAGUACUUCGUUGGUUGGAGAGUCAUCCCGAAAUUGAGGCACGAAUUGUGAUCGCUGGCGGUGAUGGAACAAUUAGCUUUGUGUUAAAUGACAUCGAUGAGCUGAGCAAUCGCCCGGCGGUGGCUGUUCUUCCACUUGGUACGGGGAACGAUUUGAGUCGUGUGCUGGGAUGGGGAAAACAAUCGGAUGGUUGUGUAGUGCCUAGUCAGGUUUUAGAGGAUUUACAAGAAGCCGAGGUGUUUCUUCUUGAUCGAUGGACAGUCUCUAUAGAAUAUCCAAGGAAAUUGGGUGUCAGACGACCUAAUAGAACCAUGUCGAUGACGAAUUACAUUUCAAUAGGAGUGGAUGCAUGUGUGACUUAUGGAAUGCAAAGCACAAGAGAUCAGUUACCAAGAGCGAUGUCUUCAAGAUUGAUCAACAAGUUGCUCUUCUUUACCUUUGGAACAAAGGAUGUGUUUGAUCGAGCGUGUUUUGGAUUGGAGUCAAAGAUUGAGCUCAUCGUCGAUGGAAAGAAAAUCAACCUGCCUGAAAUCGAGGGGCUCAUCUUUUUGAAUAUUCCUUGUUGGGGGGCGGGUGUUGAGCCAUGGACUAUGGAAAAUGACGAAUCGAUGCCACAAUCUUGUUCUGAUCAGCUAUUUGAAGUGUUUGCGGUUCGAUCAUCGUUUCAUAUAGCUCAAUUGCAGGUUGGAUUGUCGACUCCACUGAGAAUAUGCCAAGGUCGUGAAGCAUCCAUGCGGGUCGUCAAAGGGCCUCUUCCAAUGCAAUGUGACGGUGAAGCGUGGCUACAACAACCGGCAACCGUUUCAAUCGUUCACAAAUGCACUUCAUUGAUGCUCAAGAAGAAACAAACACUCGAAUCUCCAAAAUCAGGCUUUUUCUUA